CCCUCCCCUCCCUGCCAGUUGUGUGUUUGUGUUUGACAAAGAAAUGAUUUGAACUUCCCACUGCCUCUUUUAGAGGGGAGGGAAAGAGAGAGAGAGAGAGAAAGGGGGACGGAAUCGGGGCUUUGAACAUAUGGAUGUGAUUUGUCAGCCCUGGGACAGAUGUGGGCGCACCCGGAGAACAGCCACGACCAGCAGCAUCUGAAGCUUCGUCGGCGAAAGCAAGAGAGGGUCGGUCCCCAUGCCCGUUUCAUGGACCUUCCUCCAGCGCCCGCUUUCCUCCUCGUUGGGGCGGCAGUUCUGAACGCCUCUAACCUCCCCAUCAUGAGAAAGCGAGGCAAAGAUUUGGGGUCCCUCGCCUCCUGCCGUUAGGGAUCGCGGCUCCCCUGCACCCCCAUCAGCAGCUGUCAGAGCAUCCAGAGGAUUCCUGGAGAGCCCUCGUUCCCUGGAUGCGUGGCAAGCCAGACCCUCUUCCUGGUUAUGGGAUCCUACCUGGUCUACUACAGCUUGGGACUCCUUUUCUGCUGCUCCCUCUUGGGUUUCGCCUCUGCGCUGGUGGAUCCUGAUGAUGUUCUGACGAAGGAGGAGCAGAUCUUCCUGUUGCUGAAAGCCAAAGCGAAGUGCGAGCGUCAUAUGAAAGUCAAAUUACCCAGGUUGCAAGAUGGAUACUGUGUUCCUGAAUGGGACAACCUUAUUUGUUGGCCAGAAGGCGCCCCUGGAAAGCUGGUUGCGGUACCCUGCCCGGAUUACAUCUAUGACUUCAACCACGAUGCCCACGCUUACAGGCGCUGUGACCUGAAUGGAAGCUGGGUAGUGGCCCCCAACACCAACCGCACCUGGGCGAACUACAGCGAAUGUCCGAAAUUCCCCAUCGAUAACGGGGAAAAGGAGGUCUUCUACCGCCUCUAUCUGAUCUAUACCGUCGGCUAUUCCAUCUCCUUGGGGUCCCUGACCAUUGCAGUCCUUAUUCUAGGGUAUUUCAGGCGCCUGCACUGUACAAGAAACUACAUCCACAUGCACCUCUUCGUCUCCUUCAUGCUCCGAGCCAUCAGCAUCUUCGUGAAGGAUGCCGUCCUCUACUCCGGCUCCGCUCUGGAAGAGAUGGAGCGGAUCUCGGAGGAAGACUUCAAGACCAUCACCGAGCUGCCUCCACCGGACAAGUCAUCCCUGGUGGGCUGCAAGGUAGCCGUGACCUUGUUCCUUUAUUUUCUGGCCACCAACUACUACUGGAUCCUGGUGGAAGGCCUCUACCUCCACAGCCUCAUCUUCAUGGCGUUCUUCUCGGAGAAGAAAUAUCUUUGGGGAUUCACGUUAUUCGGCUGGGGACUCCCUGCUGUCUUCGUCACAGUCUGGGCAAGCUUACGGGCAACCUUAGCAGACACAGAGUGCUGGGAUUUAAGUGCCAGCUAUUUCAAGUGGUUUAUUCAGGUGCCCAUCCUCACAGCUGUGAUGGCAAAUUUUAUUCUCUUUAUCAAAAUCAUCAGAGUCCUGGCCACCAAACUUCGAGAGACAAACGCAGGGAGGUGUGAUACAAGACAACAGUAUAGGAAGCUGCUGAAAUCAACCCUCGUCUUAAUGCCUCUCUUUGGAGUUCAUUAUAUCGUUUUUAUGGCUAUGCCAUACACAGAAGUCUCAGGAAUCCUCUGGCAGAUCCAGAUGCACUAUGAAAUGCUCUUCAAUUCUUUCCAGGGAUUUUUUGUGGCCAUUAUCUAUUGUUUUUGCAAUGGGGAGGUUCAAGCCGAGAUCAAGAAGUCUUGGAGCCGAUGGACGUUAGCCCUUGAUUUCAAAAGGAAAGCCCGGAGCGGGAGCACCACGUACAGCUAUGGCCCCAUGGUGUCCCACACCAGCAUCACGAACGUCACCACCAGAGGAGGGAUCGCUCUGCACGCCAACAACAGACUGAUCCCGGGAGCCCUCAACGGGCAUCGGAACUUGCCGGGAUAUGUCAAAAACGGCUCCAUAUCCGAGAAUUCCCUCCCUUCUUCUGGGCCGGAACAGUACAAUAAAGAGGAGGAGUAUCUCAACGGGUCGGGACUCUACAACGGAGACAAGCCGACGGUACUCGUGGAGGAAGAAAAGGAGACUGUGAUGUAAUUUGGGGGUUGGGGGAGAGAGAGGAAAGAAAUAGAAAUGGCUUCGAGUCCAAAUGAAGAGGUUCCCCCCCAAGUGUUGAGGGUUUAAGAGAAUCCUUAGCCACUCGAUGAACGCCAGGAGCCUACAGACCGUUGUCCUCUGCACUUUGAAACAAGAAAUGAAUUUUCUCGGGUAGAAGGUGGGCCAGCGGUCUGAUCCAGAUACUUUGCUCCAUGGUCUGCUGCCCCACGGUGUGUCAUGAAGGCCUGGGCUCUCUCGGUCCGGCAGGAUUUGGCAUCGCUGUCCGACCACGAAGGAGAUAACUCAGCGUUUUUAAGGACAUGUCUACAGACACGCUAGAAUUUAUCGACAGCCCAGCCCAGAAGGAACGGCCUGGUCCACGGGUCCAGUUUUGGGGCCGAGAAGGCCAGGGGCCGAGCGCCAGCGUCCCCACUUCGCGGGUUUCCCCUUUGAUUGCUAAGAAAAGGGGUUUUAUGUGUGAAAGGGCCACCCAGCAGAGAGGUUCAAGGGCGGGGGAGGCCCUUCCUUGGGACUGAACAGCGCAAGGUUUUACGGAGGGUCCAAAUCCUUGCUUCUAUGUUAAGAGCCAGUUCUCGAAAGACUCCCAUGUCGCGACAGGAACCGGGGGAAAUCCCAUCCACCCAAACCUCCCAUCCUUGCACCAACAAAAAUCCAAAGGGAAGGAAAGGCAGAAAUAGGUCUUUAUCGGAGCGAAGCCAAAAUGCGGGGGGGGGACAGCUGCUAGCGUAAACAGGAGAAAAGCAACAAAUAGCAGAACACCCAAACUUUGCAUCAGUGUUCCUGCUUCCCACUUCAGGAGGAUAACGUUGCACUCAUUUUAGCAACAUACACCUUUAACUGUCAUGUUUUCCACCAAAGCACCUUCGGGAACUUUAGUCCAUGGAGCGCAAAGCUUGGAAGUAACACGUUAACAAGCAACGGCUUUUCCCUGUUAACGUGUUACUUUUAGGGCAUGAUGAGGGUGUAAGGAUGCCCCUCCAGUCACUAGGUAACGACCAUCCGUAUCCUUAGUCUACAGCCAACCCCAUGGGGCAAGUAAUAUCAGUCCAGUAUAUUCUCUCAUUGGGGAUGUAUAAGUUGGAAAAAAAAAAGAUUUUUUUUCAGGACCUUUUGAAGGGAUUCCCAAACCCUCAAAUUUUGCACCAUUUUUUUAAAAAAGGGCAAUCUUUCUUCCUAAGAAAAAGACAUUUAAAAGCAACGAGCGACUUAAAAGAGUAACGUGCCAGGCUACUUCAAAAUUGUGGUAGCGUUAAAGGUAGUGGGUUGCAGACGGUGGCCUUACAGGGGGUUGCACAAUUUUUUUUUAAAAAAAGCCUUCUUAGCCCUAAGGAAACAUAGGAGUCAUUGAUGUCUCUUCCCAAAAGUCUAGCUCCCAGAGUUCCACGGGAAGAAGAUGCAGGCCUUUGAGUCUAUGGUGUAGAAUUAUUGGGAGAAAGGGUUUGUGAAGGGUUUGCUGGUGGUAGAUCAGUAAUAGAAAUAAUCCACUUUUUUUGCAUUCCGAUCAAAGCCCAUCUACUGGAUCGAUGUGUGUGGCUUAUAGCCCGUCACACUGUAACUUCCAUCAUCCCUCACCUUGGGUUGUUUAGGCUAGGGCUGAUGGGAGUUGAGACUCAACAACGUCUGAAGACCCAUGAGUUGUCCAUCUUUUGUAGACCUUCUGAAGUCACUUCAUCUUCCCCUGGAGCGACACCAAACUGUUGGAUAACCCUUCCUUCCAGUUCCCAAAAUAGUUGACAUUUUCCAGUGAGUGUGCAUGGCCCUGUGUAAAGAGGAGGGUAUAAAGGCAUAGAGAGGAGAAGCAUUAUGAGGGAAGAACAUAGAGGGUGGACUAAGUUGUGGGCUCUUCGCGCCUACUCCAGGUCCCCAGUCUCAAGUGUCAGUCAACACAUGUAAAUGCAUGGUGCUCUGUGUCUCAUCCUCUUCUCUAGAGGUGCAGAAUUUUAACUGUUAGAGCAGUACGACAAUGGAACCGAUUAGGGGGUGAGCGCCCCAACGUUGGAGGCCUUCAAGAGAA
Molecule: messenger RNA, 4126 nt
Organism: Pogona vitticeps (central bearded dragon)
Lineage: Eukaryota; Metazoa; Chordata; Lepidosauria; Squamata; Agamidae
Gene: PTH1R
Product: parathyroid hormone 1 receptor
Biological process (GO): cell surface receptor signaling pathway; intracellular calcium ion homeostasis; adenylate cyclase-activating G protein-coupled receptor signaling pathway
Cellular component (GO): plasma membrane
Molecular function (GO): parathyroid hormone receptor activity; peptide hormone binding; G protein-coupled peptide receptor activity
Source: RefSeq, a predicted model, not a curated record